AUGUCCUCAUCAACCCUCCGACCUACGACCAACAUUCUCAGUCGAUCUUCCCUUCCUCGGCAAGUCGGUGCUCGCAGCGUGAGGUUAUACGCUACAAAACCAUCAUCGUCACCUUCCAACCCAACAUUACAUGUCCCAUCAGAUUCACGAUCCGAUACACUUCGAAGCGCUUUAUAUCCAGCGGAUAGUUAUGCGCCUACAUCAUCUUCACCUACAGGCAAUUACCAUCCUGAUCAUCUAUCUAGAUUACAGUCUGUCAUACCCAAUGUAGAAGUCUACGAGACAAUUGAAAGGGCAUGGCAAUUACAUCAAAGAUCCCAACGUCAAUCAAGGACAGAACAAUUGAAUUCUAAAUACAAAUCAAUGGUCCAAGCAUGUAAUGAAUUAGAAUCAAUAACGAACCCUUCAAACGGCGGAAUAGAAUCUCGAGUCGGAGAAGAGGGUAAAUCAAAAGGUGGAAUCUAUCAUAGGAGAAUAUACGAAUGGGCAACCGCAGAAUUCAAACAAUCUGAAAAAAGAGGUGAACAACCCAAAGGCAAAAAGACAAUUGAACAAAGAUGGAAAGAAACUAGAAUAGAAGGUUUAAUACCUAGAGAACAAUGGGUUCCAGUCGAAUCAAAAGGUAAACCUUGGGAAUACGAUUGGACAAGACCUGGUCAAUAG
Messenger RNA from Kwoniella shivajii, 663 nucleotides. RefSeq lists its product as uncharacterized. The coding region runs from base 1 to 663 and encodes 220 amino acids. Gene Ontology annotation, biological process: mitochondrial translation. The record is from RefSeq and is a predicted model, not a curated record. Gene Ontology annotation, molecular function: structural constituent of ribosome. The transcript has a single exon. NCBI's taxonomy places the organism in Eukaryota, Fungi, Basidiomycota, Tremellomycetes, Tremellales, Cryptococcaceae.